UCAAGGCAGCUGCACUCAUGGCGCCUCCCGGUGAAGAGACACCCCUGAUCCCCGAGCGCUCUUACAGCCUCUCGUCUUCCGAGGCUGGUGCCCUGCAUGUGCUGCUGCCCCCUCGGGGUCCUGGGCCCCCUCGGCGCCUAACCUUUUCCUUUGGGGACCACUCGGCUGAAGAGCUGUGUGUUCGGGCUGCUAAGGCCAGUGGCAUCCUGCCCGUGUACCACUCCCUCUUUGCUCUGGCCCUGGAGGACCUGUCCUGCUGGUUCCCCCCGAGCCACAUCUUCUCCGUGGAGGAUGAGGGCACCCAGGUCCUUGUCUACAGGCUCCGCUUUUACUUCCCCAACUGGUUUGGGCUAGAGACCUGUCACCGCUUCGGGCUUCGAAAGGACUUGGCCAGCGCCAUCCUUGACCUGCCAGUCCUGGAAUACCUAUUUGCUCAGCACCGCAAUGACCUGGUGAGUGGCCGCCUUCCGGUGGGCCUCAGCCUCAAGGAGCAGGGCGAAUGUCUCAGCCUGGCUGUGCUGGACUUGGCCCGGAUGGCCUGUGAGCAGGCCCAGCAGCCGGAGGAUCUGCUGAAGGCCGUCAGCUACAAGGCCUGCCUGCCCCCGGGCCUGCGCGACCUGAUCCAGGGCCUGAGCUUCGUUACGCGGAGGCGCAUCCGGAGGAGGGUGCGCCAGGCCCUGCUCCGCGUGGCCACCUGCCAGGCUGACAGACACUCACUCAUGGCCAAGUACAUCAUGGACCUGGAGAGACUGGACCUGGCGAGGGCCACGGAGACCUUCCUCGUGGGCCUCCCCGGGUCGGCUGGGGGUCAAGAGGCGAAGGGGCUGCUCCGCGUGGCCGGUAGUAGCGGCAUCGCCUGGAGUCCAGGAACACAGGAGGUCUUCCAGCCUUUCUGCGACUUCCCAGAAAUCGUGGACAUCAGCAUCAAGCAGGCCCCGCGCGUUGGCCCAGCUGGGGAGCAUCGCCUGGUCACCAUCACCAGGACAGACAACCAGAUCCUGGAGGCUGAGUUCCCGGGGCUGCCAGCCUCCUUGUCCUUCGUGGCGCUCGUGGACGGCUACUUCCGACUGACCACGGACUCCCAGCACUACUUCUGCAAGGAGGUGGCGCCCCCGCGGCUGCUGGAGGAGGUGGCCCAGCAGUGCCACGGCCCCAUCACCCUGGAUUUUGCCAUAAACAAGCUCAAGACUGGAGGCUCCCUUCCUGGCUCCUAUGUUCUCCGCCGCAGCCCCCAGGAUUUCGACAGCUUCCUCCUCACUGUGUGUGUCCAGACCCCGCUGGGCCCCGAUUACAAGGGCUGCCUCAUCCGGCGCGACCCCACAGGCACCUUCUCCCUGGCUGGCCUUGGCCGACCCCAUAGCAGUCUCCGAGAGCUCCUGGCGGCCUGCUGGGACGGUGGUCUGCAUGUAGACGGGGUUGCUCUGAACCUCACCUUCUGCUGCACCCCUAGGCCCAAAGAAAAGUCCAACCUGAUUGUGGUCCGGAGAGGUUGCAGUCCACCCACAUCAUCCCCUGUUCAGCCCCACUCGGGAUGCCAGCUGAGUCAGAUGACAUUUCACAAGAUCGCCGCUGACAGCCUGGAGUGGUGUGAGAACCUGGGUCAUGGAUCCUUCACCAAGAUUUACCGGGGCUGUCGCCACGAGACUGUGGAUGGGGAGCCUCGGGAGACGGAGGUGCUGCUCAAAGUGUUGGAUGCUAAGCAUAAGCACUGCAUGGAGUCAUUCCUGGAAGCAGCGAGUUUGAUGAGCCAAGUGUCGUACCAGCAUCUCGUGUUGCUUCAUGGCGUGUGCAUGGCCGGAGACAGCAUCAUGGUGCAGGAAUUUGUACGCCUGGGAGCACUGGACACGUACCUGCGCAAGAGUGGCCAUUUGGUGCCGGCCAGCUGGAAGCUUCAGGUGAUCAAACAGCUGGCCUAUGCUCUCAACUAUCUGGAGGACAAAGGCCUCCCGCAUGGCAACGUCUCAGCCCGGAAGGUGCUCCUGGCUCGGGAGGGGGCUGAUGGGAGCCCGCCCUUCAUCAAGCUGAGUGAUCCCGGUGUCAGCCCCACUGUGCUAAGCCUGGAGAUGCUCACUGACAGGAUCCCCUGGGUGGCCCCUGAGUGUCUCCAGGCGGCCCGGACGCUUAGCUUGGAAGCUGACAAGUGGGGCUUCGGAGCCACAGUCUGGGAGGUGUUCAGCGGCGUCACGAUGCCCAUCAGUACCCUGGAGCCCGCCAAGAAGCUCCAGUUUUAUGAGGACCGGCAGCAGCUGCCUGCCCCUAAGUGGAUGGAGCUGGCCCUGCUGAUCCAACAGUGCAUGGCCUACGAGCCAGGCCACAGGCCCUCCUUUCGCGCUGUCAUCCGUGACCUGAACAACCUCAUUACAUCAGAUUAUGAGCUCCUCUCGGACCCCACACCUGGUGCCCUGGCGCCCCAUGACGGGCUGUGGAAUGGCGCCCAGCUCUACGCCUGCCAGGACCCUACCAUCUUUGAGGAGAGACACCUCAAGUACAUUUCACAGCUGGGCAAGGGCAACUUUGGCAGCGUGGAACUGUGCCGCUACGACCCACUGGGAGACAACACGGGGGCCCUGGUGGCUGUGAAGCAGCUGCAGCACAGCGGGCCAGACCAGCAGAGGGACUUCCAGCGGGAGAUCCAGAUCCUCAAAGCCCUGCACAGCGACUUCAUUGUCAAGUACCGCGGCGUCAGCUAUGGCCCAGGCCGCCAGAGCCUGCGGCUGGUCAUGGAAUACCUGCCCAGUGGCUGCCUGCGCGACUUCCUGCAGCGGCACCGGGCGCGCCUCGAUGCUGGCCGCCUGCUCCUCUACGCCUCGCAGAUUUGCAAGGGCAUGGAGUACCUGGGCUCCCGCCGCUGUGUGCACCGCGACCUGGCAGCGCGGAACAUCCUGGUGGAGAGUGAGACGCACGUCAAGAUCGCUGACUUCGGCCUUGCCAAGCUGCUACCGCUGGACAAAGACUAUUACGUUGUCCGGGAACCGGGCCAAAGCCCCAUCUUCUGGUACGCCCCGGAGUCCCUCUCGGACAACAUCUUCUCGCGCCAGUCAGAUGUCUGGAGCUUUGGGGUUGUUCUGUACGAGCUGUUCACCUACAGCGACAAGAGCUGCAGCCCCUCCGCUGAGUUCCUGCGGAUGAUGGGGUGUGAGCGAGAUGUCCCCGCUCUCUGCCGCCUCCUGGACCUGCUGGCCGAGGGCCAGAGGCUGCCUGCACCUCCAGCCUGCCCUGGUGAGGUUCAUGAGCUCAUGAAGCUGUGCUGGGCUCCUAGCCCACAAGACCGACCAUCCUUCAGCACCCUGGGCCCCCAGCUGGAGGCGCUGUGGAGUGGAAGUCGGGGGUAGCGUGCAGAGGCAUGAGAUGCGCACCUUCCCUGCUUGUCCGGAGGGAGACCCUCACUCACUGUCGUUUUUAUAUCUCCCGCACCUCUGGGUCCUUGUCUCAAUGGACUGGCCUCGCGAGUUUGGGCAGGACGCUGCUCCUCUCCAGGCCACCAGCUUAGAGUCUGAUGACAUUGCAUGUGGGGGCAUCCCUGGC
This is a messenger RNA of Myotis daubentonii (Daubenton's bat), 3525 nucleotides long. RefSeq names its product Janus kinase 3 (gene JAK3). Lineage: Eukaryota; Metazoa; Chordata; Mammalia; Chiroptera; Vespertilionidae. The record is from RefSeq and is a predicted model, not a curated record. Gene Ontology annotation, molecular function: growth hormone receptor binding; non-membrane spanning protein tyrosine kinase activity; ATP binding. Gene Ontology annotation, cellular component: cytosol; cytoskeleton; membrane. Gene Ontology annotation, biological process: cell surface receptor signaling pathway via JAK-STAT; growth hormone receptor signaling pathway via JAK-STAT; cytokine-mediated signaling pathway.